AUGACGGGCGGGUCAUCCGGGCUGGGCUGGCAGAGGACUUUCGCCUUACAAGAUAAAGUUGAAAGGAAGAAGACCGCAGGGUUCUUGGAAACACUCCCAGUACCAAGUCGGGCCUUGGGAGAGUUUCCCCUUAGAUUGAAUCUCAAGCCUUCCGAAGGUGGGGGACAACAGUUGUAUUCUGGUGGUUUGGGGAUAGACUCUCAAAAUAUGCAACCUUUAUCCCCACUCCAAAAGCUGUUCCGCCAAAAAGACUGCUGGAUUGACUCAAGAUUCACAGGAACCUUCUGGGAUCUAAAUGAAAGAUCUCCUCUAGCUAUCACCCACAAACUGAUGGCCAAGACAGAGCAGUUUAAUGUUCUCCUUGAAGAGUCUUUGCGACAUUUCGUUAAUGCCAACCGGUACGAAGGAAAGAGUCCCCAGGCCUUCAAUUUCACCAAGGAGUGGAGGCAAAAUGCAGACAUUGCUCGAGCUUAUCUUGAGAAAGCCCCAAAGCGCAUGAAGAAGUGGGCAGACAUGGGCCUCCAGAAUUUAAGAUUCCUCGGAAAUCAAGACAAAAGACUCAUCCGCAAGUAUGAAGGGCCAGUUUCCAGUCAUAGAGUGGGCAAAGCUUCAUACAAGAUUGAUCCACCAGAUUGGUGGAAAGUCCACCCAGUGUUUCAUGUCAGUUUUCUCAAGCCAUAG
Molecule: messenger RNA, 681 nt
Organism: Prunus armeniaca (apricot)
Lineage: Eukaryota; Viridiplantae; Streptophyta; Magnoliopsida; Rosales; Rosaceae
Source: the annotation of a GenBank genome assembly